UAUGGGGUUUUCGCGAGACAUUGUAGGUAAAUCAGUAUAAGCCUAGUCCACAGUGCACACAGUAGGGGCAGGUGUGUAAGUGCAAUCGUCGUCGGAGCCCAGCGUAACUCCAGGAAAUGUGACCGAAAUGUCAAAUGUUGUAUGUACGCGACAUGAUGCAUUUCCCAUUCGGAGGUGAACCCACGAGCAACAUUGAACAAGCUUAUUCCAGUCGACGUGCCGGACUUACAGCCAGGUGGCUUCAACUCGUCAUUCUGGGCUAUGAUAGGAACGCCUCGCUCGUCGCAAAUGGCUCCGGCACAGGUGGCAGAGGUCCAUAUCAACGGACACCAGGACCUCAAAAUCGACACAGCUGUGAAUCCCGAGAAAGCCACGCAGCGAAUAGAGGAUAUGGAGCAACCACAGCAGAAUGGGAAGGAGGAGGAGACAAAACCCAAGCGCAUUGACACGAUUGCGUUGAAGAAGCAGCUGGCUGUGGCUUUGGGAGAGCGUGGGGACGAGUAUUGGACGAAGCUGAAGGAUUUUGUCGCGGGGAAGUGCAAUAGAGCAGAGUUUGAUGUGGUGGCUAGGGAGAUUUUGAAUAAACAUAAAGUAUUACUGCAUAACCGACUGAUAAUGGCCAUCCUCUUCAACGUAUACCGGGCCACCCCAAUACCCACCGACGUCCAUCCACAUAAAGAGUUCUACGUGCCACCGGAUCCAUCAACCGUGAAACUAAAACGAGAGUCGGCAGUGCAACUACCCAAGUAUGCAUCUGCGCCCGAUCCAGAUGCAUGGCCGGAGUACUGGGUGACGCGGAAACGGAAAGCGGCGGAUGACAUGACGAUACCGGAUUGGAAGACCAAAGUGCGGCGGAGGGAAGUCAUGUCGUUCGGGAUUUCCGAGAGGCAACGGAUUAAGAACUUGGUACCGAAGAACACAAACAUGAUCAGCGACCCAAAGACUGUCCCACUCCCGACGCGAUACCCCAAGGAAGUAGAGUUGCCAUUACAUGAAACGAUACCCAACCCUGCCGCAAUUCCAUCAGAACCAUCGCAAUUCCCGCCAUUAUGUCAAGAUCAGGGAUCAUUACCUACAUUCGACAACCUACGCGAGCUUAUGACUUUGGGUGCCAAGAUCGAGGGCCUGGCAGAGGGCAUCGAGUCAGAUGACUGCGUCAAGCUCAUCGAUGGCGCGUUACGGACGUUUAUCAUGAACCAACUAUCCACCAUCCUCCGCACAACCCUCUCCAGCCCUUCUUCAAGUUCCGCAUCAUCCACAAGUCCAAAGGGCGAGUCUUCAACAUCAUCAGUGAAUGCGGCGCCGCUGCUCCCAGCAGACGACGACCGGCCGCCCACAUAUAUACCGUUAUCACAUGUUCUGUUCACAUCGCGCUUACGGCCCUCGGUAUUCGCACGAUCGAUACCGCUAUUGGAGGAAGCAACGGCGAUGAUGGACGAGUUUGAGGGAACGAUUGAGGAGAAGGUCGGGGAUAUCAGUCGGGCCGCACACGGUGAAUGGGUCGCGCCGUGAGUGCUCCCGAUCCCGAC
Molecule: messenger RNA, 1529 nt
Organism: Fimicolochytrium jonesii
Lineage: Eukaryota; Fungi; Chytridiomycota; Chytridiomycetes; Spizellomycetales; Powellomycetaceae
Product: transcriptional regulator of RNA polII, SAGA, subunit-domain-containing protein
Exons: 6
Coding region: 262-1512 (416 amino acids)
Biological process (GO): regulation of transcription by RNA polymerase II
Cellular component (GO): SAGA complex
Molecular function (GO): transcription coactivator activity
Source: RefSeq, a predicted model, not a curated record